GGUUACUCCAUAGCCAUAGCACUCGGCUUCCUUUUCCUCCUCUCCACAAUCAUCCUCUCUUCCUACCUCUGCUGCCGCGCUCUCCGCCACAACAACGACAACAAUAACCGCCGCAGGAACCAAAACGACGGUGUCGUUUUGCCACGUGUCAUUUUCGUAGCUGAGAACGACGUUGAAAAUAACCAGCCUGGUGGAGGAAACGACAGCGCCGUUUUGGGUCUGGACCAGAUCGUAAUUAACUCGUACCCUAAGUUUCAGUUUAACGGCAACAACGACGUUGAUGUUGACAGCAUGUGUUCGAUUUGUUUGUGUGAGUACAAGGAUUCGGAGAUGCUGAGGAUGAUGCCGGAGUGUCACCACUGCUUCCACGUGUCAUGUCUUGAUUCGUGGCUCAAGCUUAAUGGCUCUUGCCCUGUUUGCCGGAACUCUCCGAUGCCGACGCCGCUACCCACGCCGCUGCAGGAGGUGGUGCCGCUCUCUCUCUAUGCCGCUGAUAGGAGGGGAAGGAGUUGAGUUGAGUUGACUUUUUUUUAUUUAACAAAAAAAAAGCAUUUUAGUAUAAAAAUUAGAAUUUAAUUUUAAUGCAUGAAAUUUUUUAUUGGAGCAAUCAAUUAAGUAAUUGACCGUGUGAAUAAUCAUUCAAAAGAACGAAUAUAAUUAUAUGAUCUGUACAUCAAAAUUAAAUUCUAAAAA
Molecule: messenger RNA, 693 nt
Organism: Arachis duranensis
Lineage: Eukaryota; Viridiplantae; Streptophyta; Magnoliopsida; Fabales; Fabaceae
Product: RING-H2 finger protein ATL67
Exons: 1
Biological process (GO): protein ubiquitination
Molecular function (GO): transferase activity
Source: RefSeq, a predicted model, not a curated record